Messenger RNA from Jaminaea rosea, 1011 nucleotides. RefSeq names its product Metallo-dependent phosphatase. Gene Ontology annotation, cellular component: cytosol; nucleus. NCBI's taxonomy places the organism in Eukaryota, Fungi, Basidiomycota, Exobasidiomycetes, Microstromatales. The record is from RefSeq and is a predicted model, not a curated record. The coding region runs from base 1 to 1011 and encodes 336 amino acids. The transcript has a single exon. Gene Ontology annotation, molecular function: protein serine/threonine phosphatase activity.
AUGAAGUACUUUAAGAAGGACAAACCGCUGCCCCUGAGGUACAUCUGGCAAAUCAUCCUAGGCGCUACACGCGAGCUGGACGCUGAGGGUCCUUUGGUAGACCACCACAUUACGGCUGGCACGACGGUGAAAGUAAUCGGGGACACUCAUGGCCAAUACUUCGAUUUCCUGCACCUCCUAACCCUCACUGGCCCCCCAUCCCCCUCUAACGUCUUGCUUUUCAACGGAGAUUGGUCAGACCGAGGAUCAAAGAGCAUGGAAAUUGCCCUAACCCUCUUCGCGUACAAAUGGCUCUACCCUCGUUCGGUGCUCCUCACCCGCGGUAAUCACGAGACGGACAGUAUGAACCAAGUAUACGGAUUUAAGGAUGAAGUCCUAGCAAAAUGCGGUGGACCUACAACGUACGAUCUAUUCAAGGAGAGCUACCUUUCCCUGCCACUGUGCUUCCUCCUUUCCGCCUCUCAACCACCGGCACCCAUCGAAGACCUGCCAUGGGAUGCUGCCGAGGCGCAGACGAAACCCAUCCUGGACAAGGAGACGGGGAAGAAGCGCUGGUUCGUAACGCAUGGUGGGCUUUUCAGUAAAGACGGGGUUACCUUGUCCGACAUUCGCAAGAUCAACCGUCGAACCCAACCAGGCAGCGAAGGGUUAAUGGUCGAUCUUCUCUGGGCUGACCCGCAAGUGGCCCCCGGCCGGGCCCCCUCGAAACGAGGUGUGGGCACCGGUUUCGGCCCAGAUGUAACGCGUGGGUGGUGCGAGUUGAACGGGGUUACUGGCGUGUUGCGUAGUCACGAGGUGAGGAUGGGAGGGUACCAGUGCGAACACGAUGGACUAUGCACUACGGUGUUCAGUGCUCCGCGAUACUGUGGUAGCAUGGAGAACAAGGGGGCCUUUGCUUCCAUCGAUGAGAGGGGGACGUGCAGGUUUACUACAUUCGAGGCCGUGCCGGAAAGCAAGAAUUUGCCCGCCAUGGCGUACACGAAGAAUGGGUUGGGGGGAAUGCUUAGGUAG